This is a messenger RNA of Penicillium oxalicum, 441 nucleotides long. RefSeq lists its product as uncharacterized. Bases 1 to 441 code for a protein of 146 amino acids. The transcript has a single exon. The record is from RefSeq and is a predicted model, not a curated record. Lineage: Eukaryota; Fungi; Ascomycota; Eurotiomycetes; Eurotiales; Aspergillaceae.
AUGAGAAACAAGUCUAUAUUUGUCACCGUACUACCCAAAGACAAGAACUUCCUUUCCGUUUGUCCCAUCAUUUCAGUCCAGGAAGGAGAUUUUCUUGGAGUUUUUGCUGGGAUGAUUCGCUAUUCAGGGCCCUGCAACGUCACAUAUGGUGUGCCUGGCCCUGAAGAAAAUCUCUGGUUGGACUAUUCCACAGUCACUGGGGCACUCAAUCUGAUGAGCGUAUCGCGCCCUGGCGAAGAUUCCAAUGUUCGCCUUGACUGGGAGCUCAUUAGUGAGCGGAAAGGAGAAAAGCCGUUCUUGAUGUGGAGGGUGACAGUUCGAGCUCUUCGGCUGAUUAGAUCGUUUGAAGAGAUGAUUAGAGCUGCUCCGCGAAAGGAACAAUACCUUUUGCAUAAGUCAGCAGCCGGCGCAGAAAGGGGAUUCAGGAAAGGUGAACAGUAA